CCUUAACAUGCUCCAUCAUAACAUGUCUUGAACAACAUAUCUGUGUGCUAUUCGGCAUGAGUGCUGAUCAAAAUGGCGAGGAAAAGAAAGAGUGUCAACUAUGGCGACGAAUCCAACCAGCCUCCAACCAAAAAGGUAGCCUCUACUGAGCCGUUACCGGACGGCGUCCAUCACUAUGAAACGCUUGAAGAAGUUCCGUGGGAUUUGCAGAAAUAUUGGCAUCAGGGGUAUUCCAUCUUCUCGAAAUACGACGAUGGAAUUUGGAUGACAGACGAUGCAUGGUUUGGUGUCACCCACGAGUCUGUCGCAAAUACGAUAGCAAAGCACGUCAGCGAGGCCACGAACAGAUCAAUUAUAGUUGACGCGUUCUGUGGAGUGGGAGGGAAUACUAUCGCCUUUGCACUGUCCGGCAAGUUCAAGCGAGUUUAUGCCAUAGAGAAGGACGCUGCUACGCUGGCAUGUGCUAAGCACAACGCUGAGAUUUAUGGCGUCGCGGAUAAGAUUACCUGGUUCCAUGGAGAUUGCUUCGAAAUACUUGGGGCCAUGGAAGGGCGGACAGAGAAGACUGUCGAUGCACUGAAAGCCAUUGUCGGUCAAUUCGGCUUGAUAUUCGCCAGUCCACCGUGGGGAGGACCUUCUUACCGCAAUGCUGAGGUUUUUGAUCUGGAGUCGAUGGAGCCGUACACAUUCAGCCACUUGUACAAAUCCUUUCAAAAGGUGACCUCGAAUGUUGUGUUGUAUUUACCGAGAACGAGCGACUUGAGACAGGUAGCGAAUGUGGUGCAAGAGGACAAAACGGUUCAAGUCGUACAUUACUGCACAAACGGUACUAGUCGAGCGUUAUGCACUUAUCUUGGGGACUGGGCUCCUUUAAAGCUGAAUAGCUGAUCAAAUGAAAAAUGAAC
Exophiala oligosperma is the source of this 905-nucleotide messenger RNA. RefSeq lists its product as uncharacterized. The record is from RefSeq and is a predicted model, not a curated record. Bases 73 to 888 code for a protein of 271 amino acids. Gene Ontology annotation, biological process: 7-methylguanosine cap hypermethylation; 7-methylguanosine RNA capping. Gene Ontology annotation, cellular component: nucleus. The transcript is spliced from 4 exons. Gene Ontology annotation, molecular function: RNA cap trimethylguanosine synthase activity. NCBI's taxonomy places the organism in Eukaryota, Fungi, Ascomycota, Eurotiomycetes, Chaetothyriales, Herpotrichiellaceae.